GUGCGGUCUGCGCAUGCGCUCACCCUCUAAAGAUGGCAGCCCCCGUGGAUCUGGAGUUGAAGAAGGCUUUUGCUGAAUUGCAGUCCAAGGUACUUGAUACACAACAGAAGGUGAAACUUGCAGACUUGCAGAUUGAGCAAUUAAAUAGGACCAAGAAACAUGCACAUUUAACAGAUGCAGAAAUAUCUACAAUGCCUGAAGAAGCACGCAUGUAUGAAGGUGUUGGUAGAAUGUUUAUUCUUCAGCCAAAAGUUGUAAUUCACAAUCAGCUCCUUGAAAAACAGAAAAUCGCAGAGGAAAAGAUCAAAGAACUUGAGCAACGAAAAUCCUACUUAGAACGCAGUGUGAAAGAUGCAGAAGACAACAUCAGAGAAAUGCUAAUGGCCAGAAGAGGACAAUAACAGUUUAGACUACUGGAAAUUCGGUUUCAAAAUUAUACAGAAGCCACUUUUGUAUUGGUGCUUAUUAGGCUGGAUUCUCGGAGAUUGGUGUCCAUGAGCCAACUCCCACCAUUAACUCAAAGCCCAUCAUCCUUUUCCAGUGACACAAUUUUGACCCAGUUUCUUUUGUGUGUCUAUGCUGCCAGGUGAAAUGAAUUGGACCUGGUUGUAAAACAGGCGGGAAUCGACUCAUGGCUAGCAAUCAUCUAGCAUCCAACUAAAAUAUAAAUUAAUAUAACAGCAACUAAAAUGGUACAACCUACCUGUACAAAUGAUCAUUUUGCUUCCAAGAGCACACAAUUCCUGUGACCUGUAUAGUAUUGUGACAGCCUUGAUCUCCAAAUUCAGCUGCACUUUUAUUACCAAAUUUCCUUCGUUCUCAAAUUCAUUAUCUUCAUCAAAAAAUCAAAACUUUUUUUAAUACAUGUAAGCAGCUUCACUUUAUUUUAUGUGAGUUAUAUCAGCACUGAAGUUUUGGCAGCCUCAGUUGUUCAGAAAGCAGACCUGUAUUUUCUAGUUUCCUAAAGUAUGCACAAUAGGUAAACUGAUAUUGAGACAGGUUUAGAAUACAUCAUCACUGCUUCAUUAAUCCUAGCAUCCGUUUUCACGUUUGAAUAUAAGAUUAUAUAAAUGUGCAUUUGUGAAUAUGAGAUGUGCUCUGACACAAACUCAUUAUUUGUUUUGCAUAUUGAGAAGAAUCUGGUAAAAUGGAAAUAAAAUAUCAUAAUAUAAAGUGCUGUUCUAUUCUCUAACUUUAUAAAUCUUGAUUAUGUGCUUUUUGUUGUAAUGCUAACACAUGCCGUCUCCCUGAAGUCACUAAGGUGGUUUUAGCUGUGUCAUUAUUGUGGCCAAUGGAUCAGUUUUACUCCUGCCAACAGGAAUUUGCAAAAUUUGUCCACGUGUUUCCCAUUCAUUGCAUUUGCCCCAUGCCAAUUACAAAGUGCUCCUGGUUGUAGUCAGGCAGAGCAGACAAAACCUGCACUCUUGUCCUGCCAUAUUUAAUGGCAUUGGGACCCAACGCUAUGAAAUAGUUAGAUACACUUUUGAAUAAAACUAUUGAUGUACUUGAAAUUAAUGUCCAGAGGAGGUGUAAAAGAACUUUGUGACAGCCCAAUGUUGUGGUAAAUUACUCACUAAGUAACUCUUGUACAAGACUCCUGAAAAAUAGUUUCAUACCUAGUUUUAUUCAUGAAUUGUGGAAUGAGUGCAACUGGCUUUAUCUUCAGAGCAUGUAAAUGAUACCGCAUUUCAUUGACAUGCAUGUCUUCGAUUCCUUUGUAAUUCCUUGCUGUUGGAAAUGUACAUUCUCAUUUUGAAUCUAUUAUUAUACUGUAGUUUGCUCCAUUAACCUUUUUAUCAAGCUUUAUGGAGAAGCUUAACUUUUUAUUUCAGAUUUAAGGAGUUCACUCAGUAGUGAAUUCCCAACUAAACAUCUGACGCAUGCUCUGGACAAAUUUACUAUUUAACAUUAUAUCUGUACAAUGGCUAUGUGUAAUAUUCAACAAUGAUAAUUGACAUUA
Molecule: messenger RNA, 1960 nt
Organism: Hemiscyllium ocellatum (epaulette shark)
Lineage: Eukaryota; Metazoa; Chordata; Chondrichthyes; Orectolobiformes; Hemiscylliidae
Gene: pfdn1
Product: prefoldin subunit 1
Exons: 4
Coding region: 33-401 (122 amino acids)
Biological process (GO): protein folding
Cellular component (GO): prefoldin complex; cytoplasm
Molecular function (GO): protein folding chaperone
Source: RefSeq, a predicted model, not a curated record